Messenger RNA from Hordeum vulgare subsp. vulgare (domesticated barley), 1392 nucleotides. RefSeq lists its product as uncharacterized. Bases 191 to 1147 code for a protein of 318 amino acids. NCBI's taxonomy places the organism in Eukaryota, Viridiplantae, Streptophyta, Magnoliopsida, Poales, Poaceae. The record is from RefSeq and is a predicted model, not a curated record. The transcript is spliced from 3 exons.
CAACCAAAUCCAUCUCCAGUCCCACCCAUCAUCCCUCUCCUUGCUCCACGACACGGCCGGCGUGCGUGCCUGUGGUUAUCUCUUUCGCGUGAGCUACCAAGAGUGGCGACAGUAGUGGAGAGUGGCAGAGAAUGGUGGCGCCCGGCCUGACCAGAGCUGAGCUGAGCUGAGCUGAGAUCCUCCUUUGCGCAUGCUUCCUUCUCCUUGCUCCGUCGCGGCGUGCGGCGCUCGUGCGUUCCGGCGCUUGGCUGUGGCCGCCGUCAGCUUCCCGAUGCUCCUCUUCUGCGACGCCAUGGUGUGGGCCGUCAACUUCCUCACCUUCCCCGUGCGCCUCCUCGCCGCCGCCGACAGGGAGCGCAAGUUGGACCGGCUGGUGGGGGAGAUGCAGGGGCAGAUGGAGCGGGUGGUGUGGGAGAACAGGGACCUGGAGCAGAGGUUGAGGGUGGCGCUCAAGGAGAAGGCGACCAUGGAGGACAUCCUCGACGAGAUGGAGGAGGAGAAUGAGGAUGCCUUCGCACGGAUCGACCUCCUCGAGAGCCAGCUCAAGGCGCUCAAGAAGGAGAACAUGCGGCUCAAGGAGCAGAGGGGCAAGUCCGUGUGGGACAAGGCGGCGGCGACGGUGACGGUGGCUGGAAGUGGCGGCGGCAAGAAGAAGGCUGGCGAACAGAGGGCAUGGGAAGGCAAAGAAGAGGAAGAAGACGCUGCAGCUCACCAGGAACUGCCCGUCCUCUUCAGACCCGGCCACCUCGACGCCUUCCCACCAUCGGAUGCGCAGGCAAGAAUGUUGCGGGCGACGGCGCGGCGACGUAGCCUAUUCAGCCUGGGCAUGUCGCUGGCGGUGGGCGGGAUCGCGUGGUCCGCGGACAAGCCAUGCCUGCCGCUACUCGCGGGGCUCGUCGCCGUGGUGGCCAUGUCAAUGUGCAGCGUGUCGCGCCUCUUCCGCGCGCCCGCGGACCGCCGCGGCCUGCCUCCGGCGUCCGCAGCUUCCGACGGCGCCGUGGCGCUGCUGAGCCUCAACUGGUUCCUGCUGGGAGUCCUCACAUACCCGAUGCUCCCGGGCGUGGCGCGCGCCGUCGUCCCGCGCGCCGCUCGCCUCGCCGGGCCCGCCAUCGCGUGGGUCGCCGCGGCGCUCCCCGCUCCCGUGUGAGAGAAGUGGCACUUUCUGUGUGCCAUCUGUGUAUCCGCGUGUCUUGUUGCUUGAGCUUGUGUGGGUGAUGUAGCCGCCUCUCUGUUUUCUUAAGUUGUGCGAGUCGUUAUUGUAGUAAAAAGAGGCUUUAUUCUCCUAAACUUGAGCAUAUACAAAACGUAGAAUCUGACCACGAAUAUGUGUUUUGUUUUCAAAUAUCAUGCUAAGACAUUGUGGCUUUGAAUAUCACAAUACAUUGUGGCUUU